AUGCCGACGUACCUACCUACCCUCGUCGCCAAGACGCCUUCUUCAAAGAAAAGGAAGAUUGCUACCCGCAAAUCAGCCAAAGACGAAAACCCACACACUCCCACUUUACACGACAUCCCACUCCAAUCGUGCGAGGACGACUCCGAUUACAGCUUUUCCUUCACUACACAAGCGCAGCCCGACACUCCGAGCGAGCCUGCCUACAUCCGUAACGACUCGCUCCCGCCCGCCUCGAGCCUCCCGCCGCGACUGCAGACGAACAACUCAAGCUCUCUCGCCUGUGCCGAGGACGCCUCGUCUACUGCGAGCUCCCCGUCUGGUGCCUACGCAGACCUGACCAUCCACAGCGACCGCGGCGGUGAUACUCCUGCCCCCGAACUCUCUGUCGCACUCAAUAACCACCCUCCGCCUCCGGGGAGAGGCACCUCGCCUUUCGCAAAGACUACACACCACCGAGCCAUUAUGGGUGGGGCUGCCGACUUCCCAGAACGAGCUUCGUCUCCUCUCAAACGACGCGCCUCAAGCAUGGACCCUGACGCGCCAGAACAACAUGCGAACGAAGACGUGGACAUGAUUGCUGCCCCUCCCCCCACCACAGAUACAAAUACCGAACCGCCUUCCGAGCAAGCGGGCGGCACUGCUGCAAUGGUACAAGACACAGAAGACAAGACGGCCAUGAGCACAGCAAGCGAUGGCGCAGUGCCUUCUACAAUCACAUCAGCAGGUAUGUCUACGAACGCCAAGCUGCCUAUCCGCACUCACCGACCGCUUGUAGCACUACAACCCCCGGAGUCGCUCGAGCAACAUGUCAGGGCUAUCCGAUCGCUGCUGGAGGAAUCGCAAAUGCAACCUCUUGCCGAAGGUCAACAGAGAUUCCUGGUUUCGAACAAGUGGUUGUCCCAUGUGCCGGACGAAUCUUCGUCGAAAAAGGCCAAGGUUGAUCUGUCAUUGAUUCCGCCCGUGGAUAACUCAGACAUCAUCGCUGAAAUCAUAGUCGAUCCCCUUGUCGGCAAUUGCAAUGAUGUCUUGAAAAAGAAGUUUGUCCGUUUAAAGCCAGGAUACGACACAGAGCAGUUUACUGCGUUCCCGCCCGCCGCCUGGGAUCUGCUUAUGCAAUGGCCCGGUCUGAAGGAUGGUCAACUCCCUAUCAUCCGGACAGCCCACGACAACAGCCAGGACAAGAUUGGUUUGGACGUCGUCUUUGAGUGGCAUCCGCCUGUCUUAUCCAUACACCGGUUGUGGUCUGCCCAAAGCAUGGUUCCUGUCGAGGCAUCCAUGAAGUCCCGCAAUCCACCGCCCCCAAGACUUGUCCGCAGUCGUACAUUCAACUAUCAGACCUUUCUGAAGCAGGCCAAAGCUCUCGCACAGAUCGACUUGAGUCACAAGAUACGAGCGUGGACUGUACCUCAGAGACCUGAGGCUGUGUCCUCCGGUGCGAUUGUGCCCACUCCGCCUGCCUCUCCUGGCGACAAACAGGACAUCGAUAAUAACUCAGCAGACCCUUUCAAUCAUCUUCUUUUGGACGUCGCAUCCUUCCUAGCAUUAGAAAAGGGCCCCGAAAGAGAUCUUGUCGAUUUCGCUGACCUCACCGCUGACCCUCAACAUACCUCAGCCAAGACGCUUGGCUACUUGGGCAUCUUGGCAGAUCAGUCCAUUGUUCUCGAUCCCCAUGAAGGUGGAAAUAAUUGGACUUCAACAUUUACAACUUCCCAAGCAAGAAUCUCACUGCCCACCUCCAAUAGCUCGAACAGUCUGACUGUGCAGAACCGCAAUGCUCGUAGCGGACGCACCAGCCCAGCAUCGCAAGGGCCCUUGACACGUGGUAGAGCCAACAGGUCAGGACGGACUACUGGCUGCGUCGGUCUGGGCAACUUGGGAAACACCUGCUACAUGAAUGCCGCUCUACAAUGCGUGAGAAGCGUGGAGGAGUUGACCAAAUACUUCCUCGCAGGCGAGUGGGAAAGGGAACUGAACAGGGACAACCCUCUUGCUUAUAAUGGUGACAUCGCAGGCGCGUACGCCCAGCUUCUCAAGGACAUCUACAAAGAUUCAGCGCCAAGCUCGGUAAUGCCAAGACAGUUCAAGAAUGCAAUUGGUCGACAUUCCACUGGCUUCUCUGGUUACGGCCAGCAAGACUCACAAGAGUUCGUCGGCUUUUUGCUGGACGGUCUACAGGAAGACCUCAGCCGCAUCAAGAAGAAGCCCUACAUUGAGAAGCCGGACUCCACGGACGAGAUGAUCAACGAUCCGGUUGCCAUUCGACGCAUGGCAGACGAAGUCUGGGGUAUCACUCGAAAGCGUGACGAUUCGGUGAUUGCGGACCUCUUUACCGGCCUGUACAAAUCAACGUUGGUUUGCCCCUGUUGUGGAAAGGUCAGCAUCACAUUUGAUCCUUUCAACAACCUGACCCUGCAAUUACCUGUUGCGAACAAGUGGUCCCACGAGGUCAAGUUCUAUCCCCUAAAUGACAGGCCAAUCAACAUCAGGGUUGAGGUAGACAAGCAUGACAGUGUAAAGGCUCUGAAAGAUUUCGUCUCUGCCCGCACAGGAGUUCCUGCUGAGCGACUACAUGGCGCUGAGGAGUGGAAAGACAAAUUCUACAAGCACUACCCCGAUGCCGCCUCUGUUUCUGAGGAGAUCGGCACCAAGGACGACCCGUCCAUGUACGAGUUGGAGGCUAAACCCACAAACACUGGUGCGAAGCCGCAAAAGCAACAGAGGCUUGGGAUGGGCGUCCGGUCCAUGGUUGACGAAGAUGAGGUCAACGUUACUUCAUGGGACACCGAACAGUCACAGAGUCUACUUGUUCCGGUCUUCCACCGCAGGCCAGACACACAUAAGUCAGGUUACUAUAAAAGUCGAUGGUCGGCUUGCGUUGCCCCCUACUUCAUUGUGGUCACGCCUCGGGAAGCCAGAAGCGAGGAUGCGAUACGCCGUAAGGUCCUGGAGAAAGUGGCAACGUUCACCAAGCAUCCUAUGUUUGCCCGCCAAGAAGAGUCUGACAGCUCAGACAGCACAGAGGCUGAAAUGAUAGGUCCAAACGGCUCCGAUACCAGUUCGUCGGGAGGAAGUAAGGUUAUCGCCCAGUCUGUCAAAGGAGAAGAUGACUUGGUUGACGUUCACAUGAAAGACGCCGGUGAUAGUCAGGGCACCGCUCGGAGUCAUUCGGUGAGACAUCAGUUCAACCACAAGAGACCUGUCUGGGUAGAUACGAACCGAUUUCUCCCGGCUGAGUUGCAAAACCUUUUCGCAAUGGGCUACUUUUCGGAAAACGGCACGCACUUGCCCACUGGUUUUAACACCGUCAGUGACGACAAAGAAUACCCGAGUCUGUCAUCUCGAGCGCAGCCGGAGUCCCCCUCGUCGGAAGACCAAGACGAUAAUGCUACGAACGGCACGGCAUCAAACGAUGAUAGCAGUUCCGACGAGGUCUCACGGCCCAGCACAAACACGCCACCAACGCGCAUGAACGAUGAAAGCGACGACGAUAGCCCCUACCAAAUCACCAAGGUCACCAAGUCAUUCACAAUGCGCCCCAAACAAUCUAGGCAGGUGAAGACUAGCAAAAAAUUGUCCGGCAAGAAGGCAAAAGGCCGACAGAACAUGAAAGGCAAGAAAGGUGCUAAGCGGGUUCGGCAACAGCAACACAAAAUCGAUAGGAAGCAAGCCUUGGAAUCUGAGGAUGCGUUUGAUUCGAAUGAGCCUCUCUCUGACGGCGGUCCAUUGAUACGGUAUGGAGAAGCUAUCGUCGUUGACUGGACGACUUCCUCCUACAACGAGAUAUUUGGUACCGAUGAUAAUGGGAAGUCGCUGGAUGUCUCCAACGCCACUGACACCAUGGCUGAUCCUGAUCUGGAUAAGUCGCAGGCCGCACGAGCCAAACGCAAGAAGAACGGUAUCUCGUUGGAGGAGUGCUUGGACGAGUUCGAGCGAGAUGAGAUCUUAUCCGAGCAAGACAUGUGGUAUUGCCCCCGUUGCAAGGAACAUCGCCGCGCUAGUAAGAAGUUGGAUCUCUGGAAGAGUCCGGACAUCCUCAUCAUGCAUCUCAAACGCUUCAGCUCUAGCGGCUUCCGGAGAGACAAGUUGGAGACACUCGUAGAUUUCCCUAUCGAGAAUCUGGACAUUAGCUCCCGCGUACUCGCCAAAGACGACGGCAAACAGGAGGUGUACGACCUCAUUGGAGUCGACUGCCAUUACGGAGGAUUGGGCGGAGGCCAUUACACUGCUUACGCAAAGAACUUCGUGGACGGUCAAUGGUACUCGUACAACGAUUCGUCGGUCUCCAAGAUUUCUCCUGACAGGAUCAUGGACUCCUCUGCAUACUUGCUCUUCUAUCGUCGACGAUCAAACGUACCUCUGGGUGGCACUCAUUUCCGCCAGCUUAUGGAGCAGUUCUCAGAGGAUGUCUCAGACAACGACAUGCCCGAUUCGGGGGAAGGUCAGCGUCUCGGCGAGGGCUUCUCCCAGAAUGGGUCGUCGAGCGCGUUUCAAGGAGCAGAAGCUUCUCGCCUGCACGGAAGCCAUGGUGGUAACUUCAAGAGGGAUGACGAUGCCCCGGUCCUUACAAACACACAUUUCGUGCUCGACUCAAGUGUUCACAGAAGCAUCGAGGACGACGAAGGCGUCGACCUGUCUGACGAUGUUACCAGGUCAACUGGCUUCAACCCGGUCAUUGGUACCAACUCCUGGAGCUUUGAGAACAUCUCCGGCCGGGGAGCGGCGAACACGGGGGACAGCCCUCUAUACUCUGGCGCCGCUUCUGACGAGGCUCAACAUGAUUUGUCAGACGACGAGCGGGUUGGUAGCCCUAUCGAUGCAGACCUGGAAAACUUCCCGGGCAUGUCUCAUUACGAAUUAGCACAGUCCGAAGUUGAUCCACCCUCCUACACCCAAUCUUCGGCGCCAGAGUAUGAGGACCAGCCGGACCGAGGUGGCAUGAAAGGGCAGGUCUACGAAGUUCUACCUGAUGGUGAAAACGAGCAACGUUCUGAGGACGCGACGGAGAUCCAUCUCGACGAUGAUGAUAAGAUCAAGCUCGCGUAG
Messenger RNA from Anthostomella pinea, 5043 nucleotides. Lineage: Eukaryota; Fungi; Ascomycota; Sordariomycetes; Xylariales; Xylariaceae. The record is from the annotation of a GenBank genome assembly.